GGCUCACUGUAGGAUUUUUCUUAACGCGUUACAUACCUUGCUGGGAUUUUAGCAGAGAUCACAAUAUUAAAAACUUGGGGGAAGGAUUUCUAUGACUCUCGUUUUAACUACGAGGAAAUGUCGACUUCUAGUUUUGUAACGCCCUGCCCAGGAGCGGUGGUCGUUAAUGUGUGGAGCUGGAAUGACGUCCAAGUCAGUUGGUUGCCCGACCUUUAUUCUGCCUUGUCCCGUAGAUUUAGAAAGAGGCUGACACAUCAGGUAACUAGUUUAGAGUCAUCUGAUCAUGCGGGUAAGCAGCGUUUUUCAGAAGCCAAGGCCUUCCCUCUCAUUUCACUACUGGGAAGGGCGGAAAGAACAGAACGGAAAGCUCUUCCUCUUGUGUGAGGCAGUUGCUGUGGAAACCCCACAGGCAGGAGGCCCCUGGACAGCACAUCCUGUCGGCUUGUGUCCUUGCACUGGUGCGCCCCAGGCCAGGCCGGACUGCUGGGACCAGGGCCAUGUAUCGCUACCCCACCGCCCUCCUGGGCCUAGUGCUCUGCCUGGCCCAGACGAUCCACACGCAGGAGGGGCCCCUGCCCAGACCCUCCAUCUCAGCUGAGCCAGGCACUGUGAUCCCCCUGGGGAGGCCUGUGACUCUCCAGUGCCGGGGCCCGGUUGGCGUUUACGCAUUCCGCCUGGAGAGGGAGGAUAGAUUUGAGUAUAAAGAUAAUUAUAAUGUAUUUCGACUUGGUCCAUUUGAGUCCGAGGCCAGAUUCCGCAUCGACUCAGUAAGUGAAGCCAAUGCUGGGCUUUAUCGCUGCAUCUAUUAUAAGACCCCCCGAUGGUCUGAGCACAGCGACUACCUGGACCUGGUGGUGAAAGAAACCUCUGGAGACACGGACUCCCCCGUCACAGAGCCCGACUCCUCAGCUGGACCCACGCAGAGGCCGUUGGACAACAGUCACAAUGAUCAUGCACCUGCUUCCCAAGGCCUGAGUGCUGAGCAUCUUUAUAUUCUCAUCGGGGUCUCAGUGGUCUUCCUCUUUUGUCUCCUCCUUCUGGUCCUCUUUUUCCUCCAUCACCAGAAUCAGAUGAAGCAGGGUCCCCCCAGAAGCAAGGACGAGGAGCAGAAGCCACAGCAGAGGCACGACCUGGCUGUUGAUGUUCUAGAGAGGACAGAAGACAAGGCCACAGUCAAUGGACUUCCUGAGAAGGCCACAAUCAAUGGACUUCCUGAGAAGGACAGAGAGACGAACACCUCGGCCCCGGCUGCAGGGGACCCCCAGGAGGUGACAUAUGCGCAGCUGGACCACUGGACCCUCACACGGAGGACAGCCCAGGCUGUGUCUCCACAGUCCACAAAGCCCAUGGCUGAGUCCUGCAUGUAUGCAGCCAUUGCCAGACACUGAC
This is a messenger RNA of Chlorocebus sabaeus (green monkey), 1389 nucleotides long. Its product is annotated as leukocyte-associated immunoglobulin-like receptor 1. NCBI's taxonomy places the organism in Eukaryota, Metazoa, Chordata, Mammalia, Primates, Cercopithecidae. The record is from RefSeq and is a predicted model, not a curated record. Gene Ontology annotation, cellular component: plasma membrane. Gene Ontology annotation, biological process: immune response-regulating signaling pathway.